Messenger RNA from Trematosphaeria pertusa, 1128 nucleotides. RefSeq names its product peptidyl-prolyl cis-trans isomerase D. Gene Ontology annotation, molecular function: peptidyl-prolyl cis-trans isomerase activity; protein binding. Bases 1 to 1128 code for a protein of 375 amino acids. The record is from RefSeq and is a predicted model, not a curated record. Lineage: Eukaryota; Fungi; Ascomycota; Dothideomycetes; Pleosporales; Trematosphaeriaceae. Gene Ontology annotation, cellular component: intracellular membrane-bounded organelle. The transcript is spliced from 6 exons. Gene Ontology annotation, biological process: protein folding; protein peptidyl-prolyl isomerization.
AUGGCUUCGGAUACUAGGCGCCCGAGGGUGUUCUUCGACAUUGCGAUUGGCGGCGUCAAGGCUGGACGGGUCGCUUUCGAGCUGUACAAUGAUAUCGUCCCCAAAACCGCCGAGAACUUUCGCGCGCUCUGCACUGGCGAGAAAGGAGUCGGCAAAUCGGGCAAGCCCCUCUACUACAAGGGCUCUAUCUUCCACCGCGUCAUCAAAGGCUUCAUGAUACAGGGCGGCGACUUCACACAGGGCAAUGGGACGGGCGGGGAGAGCAUAUAUGGGGAGAAGUUUGAGGAUGAGAAUUUCGAGAAGGUGCAUGACAAGCCGUUUUUGCUGAGUAUGGCGAAUGCUGGGCCGGGCACAAACGGCUCGCAGUUCUUCGUCACCACAGUCCCAACGCCGCAUCUAGAUAAGAAGCACGUCGUGUUCGGUGAGGUCAUCAACGGCAAGAGCAUUGUACGGCAGGUCGAGAAUCUCAAGACCCAAAGCGGUGACAAGCCAUGGCAUGAUGCUACCGUUCUCGACUGCGGAGAGCUCACCGGCGAAGACUACGAAAAGGCCACGGAGAAGGUCUCAGAUGCGACCGGCGACCCGUAUGAGGACUACCCAGAGGACCAGAAGCCCGCCGACUCAGAAUGGAAAGGCACCGACAUCCUCAAAAUUGCUACCGAGCUCAAAGACCUAGGCAACACAGCCUUCAAAAAGGGAGAUCUCAACCUCGGCAUCACCAAGUACCAAAAAGCCCUCCGCUACCUGCACGAAUACCCAACACCGCUAGAUUCGGACCCCGCAGACCUCGGUGCCAACCUCAAUGCCCUCAAAAUCAUCCUCUACUCCAACUCUGCCCUCCUCCAGAACAAAGUCGGCCAAUUCAACGAAGCUGCAGAGAACGCUAGCAAAGCCCUAGAAAUCGAGGGCAUUGCGGAUAAGGAUAAAGCCAAGGCGUACUUCAGGCGCGCGCAAGCACGAGUCGGUAAGAAGAACGAGGAGGAUGGGCUGGCGGACCUGCAUGAGGCACAGAAGUAUGCGCCGGGCGAUGCGGCGAUUAUGAAGGAGUUGGAGAGCGUGAGGAAGAGGGUUAAGGAGCGGAAGGAGAGGGAGAAGAAGGCGUAUAAGAACGCGUUCAACUUUGAUUGA